Messenger RNA from Laccaria bicolor S238N-H82, 350 nucleotides. RefSeq lists its product as uncharacterized. Bases 1 to 156 code for a protein of 51 amino acids. The transcript has a single exon. The record is from RefSeq and is a predicted model, not a curated record. Lineage: Eukaryota; Fungi; Basidiomycota; Agaricomycetes; Agaricales; Hydnangiaceae.
AUGUGUGGUGGAUAUAUGGCCAAAAAUAUAUGCAACACUGCGUAUGCGACGGUGCCGACAAGGUAUAAGUAUACUGGAAUAGUAUAUUGGGCAAAAAGGGAAAGGGGUGCGGAGAUCGACCAGCAGAUGCUUGUAACCCCGAAGAAAGCAAGAUGAUUGAAAAAGUGGUGUUGAUGUAUGAUGAUCAUGCUAUGGUAUUUCAAUGCGAAUGUUGUGGUGUCGGUUGGCUCUGGUCAGUCAGUCAAUGCGUGACGGUGAGCGUGAUAUGGACUCUAGAGCUCGUCGCAGUAGGGAAGGUCGUCGUCGUCGGCCGCAGGGGCGGUACCGCUGGCCGGUGCAUGAGUUGGGGA